AUGAAAAUCAUCGAAGAUAGCGGUUUCUGGAGUGAUUUGAAGAUCAUCCGAAAUCACCUUGAACCUCUUGCCAUAGCCGCCAACGUCACGCAAAGCGAUUUCGCACGCCUUGACGUUGUUCUCUUAACCCUUGCAAACUUGUUCUUCACCUUCUCAAAUCCUGAAAUCGAGGCAACAGUUCGCAUCGGCAUUCACGAGAGCCUGGAGAAGCGCUGGAAAAAGGCUGAUCAACCCGUCUUCCUGCUUGCAGUCAUUUUCAACCCAUACAUACGGACACGUUGCUUCCACCCCAACAGUCCCUUCAAGCUCAUGCGAGGGCUUUGGCCACUUGUCAAGAAGACUUUCCGGCGGUUCUUCGAUCAAGAUCCUGAUAGCGCAUUCAGGCAGUCGUUUGCAAAUUACAUCGCCGGAGUGGGAAGCUGGUCGGACGAAGCCAUGAGUCUGAGGGAGCUCAAAGAGCUGGCAACAGCUGAGAAAUCACAUGUGAACCUCGUGAGCCUUUGGCGAGAACACGACACGGGACUCGACAACGGCCCAAAUGGCAUCGUCAAGCUCGCGAUGCGGAUUCUGAGCAUCGUUGCAAACUCGGCUGGCACGGAACGGCUCUUCAGCAAAUUCGGCAUUGUUCACACCAAACAUCGGAAUCGCAUGCACCAUGAGCAGACACGCAAAAUUGUGCUCGUGAAAUCGGAUGUUGAAGAACGCCACGGCCGCCCAGCGCAAACACGAAACAAACGCAAAUUCCAAGACGACGAGUCCACGUCACCUCACGACGAUCCGGAUCCAUUUUCAUCAUUGACCUCAAAUUCUGUCACCACCCACUCCGACUCCACCACCACUGGUGAACCUGACCAGUCGACGGAAGAAGGUAUCGACGAGGAGCCGAUUCCUGAGUUCGUCGACCUUAUUCAAGGUCUUGUCCAAGAGGUUGACGAGGUGGAAGCACACGGUGACGACGCGGAUGAGGAGCCCGAUCCAGUCCCAGUUGAUGAGCCUCUCACCAGAGCAGAAUCUCUCAUCUUUCUUUCGGGAGUACUGGACACACGCCGAAACUAG
This is a messenger RNA of Laccaria bicolor S238N-H82, 1056 nucleotides long. RefSeq lists its product as uncharacterized. The record is from RefSeq and is a predicted model, not a curated record. Bases 1 to 1056 code for a protein of 351 amino acids. The transcript has 4 exons. NCBI's taxonomy places the organism in Eukaryota, Fungi, Basidiomycota, Agaricomycetes, Agaricales, Hydnangiaceae. Gene Ontology annotation, molecular function: protein dimerization activity.